AAUUGACAGAUAAAAUUGAGAACUAAUUUCUUCUUUUAAAACAAAAGAUUUGGAGCUAUAAAUACGGUUGUCACUGGGCUUCCGGCACUCAGUACUCGUCCAGAUCCCUUCCAGAAUGGAACGACUUACGCCAACGAUGCUUUCUCUCCUGGUGCUCGUGCUCCUCUUGGUUCCCUCGCAUGAGUCAGUCACGGAUUUCAUUAAAAACCUCUGGAACAUCGGCACCAGCAUCCUGAAUCCCAGCCUGCUGCCCACGACCCAAGAAAUCCUCGAUGGCAGCAUUCAGCUCAUCGCCGGCUAUCCCCUCGAGCUCAUGGCCUCCGCCGUGAAUCUUAUGUGUUCCCAGGCGCUGGCUUCCAACAAACUCCAGUCGAAAUUUACGCCGGACAUCAAUCAGAUGCACUUCCAGCUGCAAACGGCAUGCACAAACACCAGCUUUCCGCUCACAAGUCCGGAGGACAUGUGGAAGAGCCCUCUGUUCGAUCCCAAGAAGAAGGUGGUCAUCCUGGCCACCGGAUGGACCACCAACGUCAAUAAAUCGGAGACCAUAGAUGUGUUCUCAAAGGCCUUCAACUGUCGCGGCGAUGUCAACUUUGUGGCUGUAGAUGCAGCUCGAUUCGUGAACACCCUGUACACGUGGUCGGCCUUCAACACGGAGGAGAUCGGCGAGAACAUAGCCCUCGGGCUGGUGAAGCUGCUGGACUUGAUGCCCGUGGAGAACAUCCACCUGAUUGGCCACAGCCUGGGCGCCCACAUAGUGGGAUCCGCGGGGCGGCACCUGCAUCGCCUGACUGGUCAGCUGGUGCCCCGGAUCACCGGACUGGAUCCGGCCAAGCCGUGCUUCAACGAGGGUGAAGUGCUCUCGGGUCUCAUGCGCGGAGAUGGCCGCUUCGUCGACGUGAUCCAUAGCAACUCCGGGGUGAUGGGAAAGCGGGAUCCGCUGGGCGAUGUGGACUUCUAUCCGGGCGGAACCGGACCUCUGCCCGCGGGCUGUCUCUCGGCGUCCUGUGCCCACCAACGAUCCUGGGAAUAUUACGCGGAGACUGUGUAUCCCGGGAAUGAGGGUAACUUCAUGGCCACGCGCUGCACGUCGAUGUCCAAGCUCAGGGAAUUCCGCUGCUCCGGGAACGGGGUGCCCAUGGGCUACGACGUGCCGCAGAAUAUCAAGGGUAACUACUUCGCGGAGGUCAGGGCCUCUUCGCCCUUCGGAAUACACUCCUCCAGUGUAAGAUCCGCCCACUUGGAGCAGUGCGGCAAGUGCCCCGAUUCCUCAGCGGCCUCGGCCCCCUGAUUCUCCCCUUCUUUUAUUCCUUAAGCUAGUAUUAUGUAUUGUUUUUUUUUCUAACUUGUAGUUUUUUUAUGGCCAUGUAAAUCGCAUUCUAAGCGUUGACA
Messenger RNA from Drosophila rhopaloa, 1392 nucleotides. RefSeq names its product vitellogenin-1-like. The transcript has 3 exons. Gene Ontology annotation, biological process: lipid metabolic process. Bases 116 to 1291 code for a protein of 391 amino acids. NCBI's taxonomy places the organism in Eukaryota, Metazoa, Arthropoda, Insecta, Diptera, Drosophilidae. The record is from RefSeq and is a predicted model, not a curated record. Gene Ontology annotation, molecular function: lipase activity.